Messenger RNA from Culicoides brevitarsis, 2268 nucleotides. RefSeq names its product protein ROP (gene Rop). Gene Ontology annotation, molecular function: syntaxin binding. Gene Ontology annotation, cellular component: secretory granule; plasma membrane. NCBI's taxonomy places the organism in Eukaryota, Metazoa, Arthropoda, Insecta, Diptera, Ceratopogonidae. Gene Ontology annotation, biological process: intracellular protein transport; vesicle-mediated transport; neurotransmitter secretion. The transcript has 8 exons. The record is from RefSeq and is a predicted model, not a curated record. Bases 30 to 1814 code for a protein of 594 amino acids.
GUCAAAAAUAAUCAAAAGCAAAGCAAAAAAUGGCUCUGAAGUUAUUAGUCGGUCAAAAAAUCCUGAAUGAGGUCAUCCGGUAUCGUCCUCCAGGCUACAAGAAGCCCGAAAAGGGCAAGGUUGAGUGGCGCGUCUUAGUGGUCGAUAAGCUGGCGAUGCGAAUGGUGUCGGCUUGCACGAAGAUGCAUGAUUUGUCUGCCGAGGGAAUUACCUUGGUUGAGGACAUCAACAAGAAACGCGAGCCACUCAGCACCAUGGAAGGCAUUUACUUGAUGACACCCACGGAGGAGUCUAUCAGAUAUUUGAUGCGUGAUUUUGAGUCUCCGAACCGUCCGAUGUACAAGGGAGCGCAUGUCUUCUUCACCGAAGUAUGUCCGGAGGAGUUGUUCAAUGACUUGUGUAAAUCGAUGGCUGCACGCAAAAUUAAAACUUUGAAGGAAAUUAACAUCGCCUUUUUGCCAUACGAAUGUCAGGUGUUCUCUUUGGACUCGCCCGAUACAUUCCAGUGUAGUUAUUCGCCGAGUUUGGCAUCCGCUCGUUUGGGUAAUAUGGAGCGAAUCGCUGAGCAAGUCGCCACGUUGUGCGCUACGUUGGGAGAGUAUCCAUCGAUUCGUUAUCGAACUGAUUGGGAACGCAAUGCCGAAUUGGCGCAAUUGAUUCAACAAAAGUUGGAUGCGUACAAAGCUGACGAGCCAACCAUGGGUGAGGGCCCAGAAAAGGCACGCUCUCAACUGUUGAUUAUUGAUCGUGGUUUCGAUUGCGUCUCUCCGUUAUUGCAUGAGUUGACACUGCAAGCGAUGGCCUAUGACUUGCUCCCAAUCGUUAACGACGUCUACAAAUACCCGCCGGCACCGAAUGCGCCCGACAAGGAGGUCUUGUUGGACGAGAACGACGAGUUGUGGGUCGACUUGCGUCAUCAGCACAUCGCCGUCGUCUCGACACGCGUCACGCAAAACCUCAAACAAUUCACGGAAUCGAAACGCAUGAAUGCCACGGACAAGGCUUCGAUGCGCGAUUUGUCGCAGAUGAUCAAAAAGAUGCCGCAGUACCAAAAGGAGCUCAGCAAGUACUCGACGCACUUGCAUUUGGCCGAGGACUGCAUGAAGGCGUACCAAGGAUAUGUCGAUAAAUUGUGUCGCGUCGAGCAGGACUUGGCUAUGGGCACCGAUGCCGAGGGCGAGAAGAUCAAGGACCACAUGCGAGCAAUAGUUCCAAUUUUGUUGGACCAAUCGAUAUCGAACUACGACAAAGUUCGUAUCAUUGCGUUGUACUGUCAAAUUAAGAAUGGCAUCUCUGACGAGAACUUGACCAAAUUGGUAACGCAUGCCCAGAUCGAGCCAAAGGAACGUCUCAUGAUCACCAAUAUGCAAUAUUUGGGUGUCAAUGUUGUCUCUGAUGGAAAUCGUAAAAAGCAAUAUUCAGUCCCACGCAAGGAGCGCAUCACGGAACAAACAUACCAAAUGUCCCGUUGGACUCCCGUGAUCAAGGACUUGAUGGAAGAUGCGAUCGAAGACAAGUUAGAUCAACGACACUUCCCAUUCCUCGGCGGAAGGUCACAAACAGCAAAUUAUCACGCUCCGACAAGCAGUGCCCGUUACGGCCAUUGGCACAAGGAGAAGAAUGCACAAACCGCCGUGAAAAAUGUACCUCGUCUCAUUGUCUUCAUCGUGGGCGGCGUCAGCUAUUCCGAGAUCCGGUGCGCCUACGAGGUCACGAAUGCCGUCAAAAAUUGGGAAGUUCUCAUCGGAUCGUCGCACAUCAUCACGCCGGAGAGCUUCUUGAGCGACUUGGGAUCCCUAAGUAAGGACGAUUAAGGCGAUUAAAUCCGAUUUUUUGUAUCGUUUGUUAUUGACUGGACCUCUUUGCUGAGUUAAAAAUUGAUAUUGUUGCUGCUACAAUUUGGGUCCUGUGAUUUUACUGACACAACAAAAGUAUUUUUGACUUGUUAAAUAUUUAUUUGUAAAAAAAAUGUGAAUUAUACAAUGCUGUUGAACAUAACUUAACAACCCAACGAUAGUAAUUCCCUCAAAAUCUCUCAAAAAAAUUUUAUUUUCUUCCGCCAAACAAUGCGACGCUUUUUCAAGCUUCAAUUUUAACAGUGAACUAUAUUUAGGGAAAAAUUAUAAAGAACAAAAAAAUCAAUUCUACCUUAAAGUUCAAAAAAAAAAUGAAAACACAUCAAAUACGAACACGAGUAAGAUAAAUUAACGCAUUUUACUGAUAGACAACUAAAAAUAAUAAUCAACUCUCAUAUUACAAAAAAAAAUA